Molecule: messenger RNA, 1068 nt
Organism: Spodoptera littoralis (African cotton leafworm)
Lineage: Eukaryota; Metazoa; Arthropoda; Insecta; Lepidoptera; Noctuidae
Source: the annotation of a GenBank genome assembly
AUGUUGAUCAGUCUGCUCACGUUUUUACCAAUUAUUUUAUUAUUGAACAGCAUUGAAACAACUUUAUCCAAAGAUGUGACGAAAUUCAGGAAGCUACCAGAAAUUAAGUAUGGGAUGAAAUGCGUUCAGGGGAAGACUUAUAAGAUGGACUGCAACACCUGCCGUUGUGGUUCUCACAAUAACUUAUUAUGCACCAAAGCGCUAUGCACCGAUAAAAUUAAGAAGGAAAUUAUCGAAGAACUAGAACCAGAAUCGGAACCUUCAAAGAGAAGUAGCAGAUCAUUUAAAGUCUCAAACCUAGAUAAUAUUAUAGGAAAGAAAAAGAAAAUAAGAAGAAUUAUCAGAAGGGAGAAUAAGAGAUACCUAAGAACAGAUACUAAAGGGUUCCCUAAUCUUCCACUCGGUAAAAUGUGUGUGCCAGGAAGAAUUUAUCAGGACAGAUGCCAGAGAUGUUAUUGUAAAACAAACAGGACGGCAUUUUGUUCAAAUGAAAACGCUUGCAAACAAUCAAAAGUGGCUCGAGAAUUAAAACCAGAAGAUGUUAGGCCUCCGAUUACGGAUGAAGAGUUCAGGGAACUACCUGAAUUGUCCCACACUGCAGCUCGCUGUGUACCAGGCACCACUUACAAAGUCGACUGCAAUGUUUGCCUUUGCGAUGAAUUUCUAAAUCUGAUGUGCGACAAACUUCUAUGCGUGAGCUAUGCUGACGUGCAUAAAGCCGAGGCUAUCAAAAAAUCUGGACUUCCAUGCAACGUCAAUGAUUAUAUGGAGAAUAUGGUGUUGCAAUCUAAGUGCGUUGAGUGCACCUGUAACGGCACGACUCAUUGCGUCGCUAAACAAAACUGCAUCACCGAAGCUGAGACCAUGCACCGUACAGUCAGUUCGAGAAGAACAUUCGACGUGGACUCAGACAAAUGCAUAGCUAACCACGUCUACAACGAUGAUUGCAAUAGAUGUUAUUGUCAAGAAGACCAAAGCUUACGCUGUACGCAGAAGAAAUGCCUCAAUUACAAAGAGGCGCUUGAAUUACAGAAGCGCCAAAAAUACUUACUACGACAUGGACUUUAA